Molecule: messenger RNA, 905 nt
Organism: Paramecium tetraurelia
Lineage: Eukaryota; Ciliophora; Oligohymenophorea; Peniculida; Parameciidae
Exons: 6
Source: RefSeq, a predicted model, not a curated record
AUGCAUAAUUAUCGCGGAGUUAGACCGUCUACUGCCAAAAUGAACACACUACCUCCAGAGACAGAAAAUCUGGAAGAGUACAUGAAAAUACUUUAUGAUCACUAAAAGGCCUGUGAGAAAGCAGGUAAAUAUUUGGAGGCUGAUUGUGCAAAAUAAAGAUUGAAAGAACUCAAAGCUAAAUACGAAUCCAAAACCAAAAUAGAUAUAAGAGAAAGACAUGAAUCAGAAAAAUAUGAACUGACUCAAUCACAUCAAGAAGAAAUGUAAAAUUUCAAUGCUUUUUGGGAUGAAAAAAUACAAGAGUUUGAAUAAGAUGCACAGAAGCUCAAAAAUGAACUAUAACAAAAAUAAGAAGAUGAAAUGCAGUAAUUCCUAUAAGAUUUAGAAGGUUCUAUUCCAUAAACACCUAAAGAUUCUGCAGAAUUGUUGAGUCUCAAAAAAACUGAAGAGUAAUUAGCAAGAUAAGAAGAAUAUUUGGAAGCACAUAAAAUACAAUCCAGAAUAGUGUAGCUUCAGAAGGAAGAACAAGAGAAGUGGGCUUUAAUGAGGAACAAUAAAAUAAAGAACCUUCUCCAGCAAUAAAAGAUCAAGCAAAAUAAUGAAACCAAUGUGUUGAAUUAGAGAAUUGAGAAUGCCUAAGAGGAGUAACGAAAAAUCAAAAAAGCAGAGGAAGAAAAGUUAAUUUAAAAGUACAAUAAUGUUAAAAAAGAAUUAGAAGGAAAACAACUUUAAGAAUUGUAAAGAGUCGACAAAGACUUUAAGAAUACAACCUCUAUUUUUGUAACUUCAAAAAUGUCCAAAAUGGCUUCUCAAUCUGGUUCCUAAAUGCAAAGCGAGGACUAGUAAUUCAAAGGGAAAAAUUGAAUAUCAAUUAUAACAUUAUUUAUUAUAUUUUACUCCUUCAA